Messenger RNA from Condylura cristata (star-nosed mole), 939 nucleotides. RefSeq names its product olfactory receptor 8D4. The coding region runs from base 1 to 939 and encodes 312 amino acids. The transcript has a single exon. The record is from RefSeq and is a predicted model, not a curated record. NCBI's taxonomy places the organism in Eukaryota, Metazoa, Chordata, Mammalia, Eulipotyphla, Talpidae. Gene Ontology annotation, molecular function: olfactory receptor activity; odorant binding; G protein-coupled receptor activity. Gene Ontology annotation, biological process: sensory perception of smell; G protein-coupled receptor signaling pathway. Gene Ontology annotation, cellular component: membrane.
AUGGGUAUAAGAAAUCAGUCUACAGUCACUGAAUUUCUUCUCUCAGGAUUAACUGACCGACUAGAGCUUCAGCUGCCUCUUUUCUUCCUCUUCUUGGGGAUUUAUAUAGUUACAGUGGUGGGGAAUCUCGGCAUGAUCUCCAUAAUUGGGUUGAGUCCUCAACUUCACAUUCCCAUGUACUAUUUCCUCAGUAGUUUGUCUUUUUUAGAUUUCUGUUAUUCUACUGUCAUUGUGCCCCAAAUGCUGGUAGGAUUUGUAAGCAGAGAUAAAGCAAUCUCCUAUUCUGGAUGCAUGACUCAGCUGUUCUUUUUCUGUAUUUUUGUCAUUUCUGAGUGCUACAUGUUGGCAGCCAUGGCCUAUGAUCGCUAUGUCGCCAUCUGCAGCCCUCUGCUCUACAAUGUCAUUAUGUCCCCUCGGGUCUGUUCUCUGCUGGUGGCUGCCGUCUUCUCAGUAGGCUUCACUGAUGCCAUGAUUCAUGGUGGUUGUAUAUUAAGAUUGGAUUUCUGUGGAUCCAAUGUCAUUAAACAUUACUUCUGUGACAUCGUGCCUCUUAUUAAACUUUCCUGUUCCAGCACAUAUAUUGAUGAACUUUUGAUUUUUGUCAUUGGUGGAUUUAACAUGGUAACCACCAGCCUGACAAUCAUCAUUUCCUACACUUUCAUCCUCUCCAGCAUCCUCCGCAUCCAGUCUAAAGAGGGCAGGUCCAAGGCUUUCAGCACCUGCAGUUCCCACUUGACAGCUGUUCUUAUUUUCUAUGGGUCUCUCAUGUCCAUGUAUCUCAAACCUGCUUCCAGCAGCUCAGCCAUCCAGGAGAAAGUAACAUCUGUAUUUUAUACCACUGUGAUCCCCAUGUUAAAUCCCCUAAUUUAUAGCCUUAGGAAUAAGGAAGUGAAAAGUGCGCUGAUGAAACUUUUAGAAAGAAAAAUAUCUUCAAAUUAA